Messenger RNA from Malassezia japonica, 717 nucleotides. RefSeq lists its product as uncharacterized. Bases 1 to 717 code for a protein of 238 amino acids. The record is from RefSeq and is a predicted model, not a curated record. NCBI's taxonomy places the organism in Eukaryota, Fungi, Basidiomycota, Malasseziomycetes, Malasseziales, Malasseziaceae. The transcript has a single exon.
AUGCAGAAGUUCAUCUCAAAAUUCCAGUCACGCCGCGCAAGCCGCGUCGAGCCCAUCGACGUGCCCGCGGCGGACGCCAAGGCGCCCCAGGAGGAACCACAAGCGACGCUCGCGCCACCUGUGCUCUUAUCACCUGCCGAGAGCGAGGCCCCCACAUCCGCUUCAACUUCCCCACAGACUGGCGAUCUGCUCCCGUUCCGCCGCAACUCUGAGCCGGAAAACAAAAUCGAGUUCUUCGCUAAAGACUCGCCCUACUUUUGGCUGAGCAACAGCGCGAACUACCCCGUGGUGAUGGACGGCGUGCGCUACCCCACCGCCGAGCACCUCUUCCAGGCACAAAAAUUCAGCGAGCACCGCCCCGAUCUCGCGGUCAAAGUGCGCAAGACGUCCAACGCCUUGGACGCGAUCCACAUUGCGCGUGCACAUGCCAAGGACGUCCGCUCCGACUGGAUUAAAGGCGGCGCCAACGUGCAGGCGAUGCGCAUGGUGCUCCUCACAAAAUUCACGCAAUACUCUGAGCUUCGCAUCGCUUUGCUGGAAACGGGCGACGCAGAGAUCGUGCACGCGAGCCCCAACGACGCCUUCUGGGGCUCGGCGGCGUCGGCGAAUGCCAUCGGCCGCGGCCGCAACAUGCUCGGCCGCACCCUUAUGCAGACCCGCGAACUGCUGCGCGUAGCCGCCGGCGUCGGCGUCGGUAGCGGCUCGCGCACCGUCUAG